Chrysochloris asiatica (Cape golden mole) is the source of this 2209-nucleotide messenger RNA. RefSeq names its product R-spondin 3 (gene RSPO3). Lineage: Eukaryota; Metazoa; Chordata; Mammalia; Afrosoricida; Chrysochloridae. The coding region runs from base 283 to 1110 and encodes 275 amino acids. The record is from RefSeq and is a predicted model, not a curated record. The transcript is spliced from 5 exons.
GCUGUUCCUGGACCCUCGCUUGCUGCGAUGACAGCGACCCUCUUGGAACCGCCGCUGCUCAGUGCUUGGAUAAUUUGAAAGUACAGUAGUUGGUUUCCCUGUCCACCAGCCCCGCUUCGUUUGCCAUCACAUCACGCCUGUCGGAUCUGAGUGGAGAUUGUCCCUCUCUAUAUAUUAUAUAUAUAUAUAUACGCCUAUCACCUACAUAUAAUUUUAAAACAUUAAAUACAAUUAACAAUCAAAAGAUAAGGAGAAAAGGAAAGGAAACAUUACUGGGUUACUAUGCACUUGCGACUGAUAUCUUGGUUUUUUAUCAUUUUGAACUUUAUGGAAUACAUCGGCAGCCAAAACGCCUCCCGGGGAAGGCGCCAGCGAAGAAUGCAUCCUAACGUCAGUCAAGGCUGCCAAGGAGGCUGUGCAACGUGCUCAGAUUACAAUGGAUGUUUGUCAUGUAAGCCCAGACUAUUUUUUGUUCUGGAAAGAAUUGGCAUGAAACAGAUUGGAGUGUGUCUCUCUUCAUGCCCAAGUGGAUAUUAUGGAACUCGAUAUCCAGAUAUAAAUAAGUGUACAAAAUGCAAAGCGGACUGUGAUACCUGUUUCAACAAAAAUUUCUGCACAAAGUGUAAAAGUGGAUUUUACUUACACCUUGGAAAGUGCCUUGAUAAUUGCCCAGAAGGGUUGGAAUCCAACAACCACACCAUGGAGUGCGUCAGUAUUGUGCACUGUGAAGCCAGUGCAUGGAGUUCUUGGAGUCCGUGCAUGAAGAAAGGAAAAACAUGUGGCUUCAAAAGAGGGACUGAGACACGAGUCCGAGAAAUAACACAGCAUCCUUCAGCGAAGGGUAACUUGUGUCCACCCACCAAUGAGACAAGAAAGUGUACAGUGCCAAGAAAGAAGUGUCAAAAGGGAGAAAGAGGAAAAAAAGGAAGGGAGCGAAAAAGAAAAAAACUUAAUAAAGAAGAAAGUAAGGACGCAGUACCUGACAACAAAGGUCUGGAACCCAGCAGAGAAACCCCAGAACAACGAGAAAACAAAGACAAACAGCAGCAGAAGAAGCGAAAAGUCCAAGAUAAACAACAGAAAUCGGUAUCAGUCAGCACUGUACACUAGAGGGUUCCAUGAGAUUGUAAACUCAUGAUGCUGCUAUCUCAACCAAAUGCCCAGGGCAGAUACUCUAGCCAUUAGGAUCACAAAUGGAUGUUAUCAGUUACUGCUCAAUCUAAACAACAUUCCAAAUAGUUGCUAUAUUCUUCAUACAAGCAUAGUUAACAACAAAGAGCCAAAAGUUCAAAGAAGGGAUACUUUCGAGUGAUUAUCUUAUAUGUUUUCAUGCAUUGUUAAGAGACAAGAAAUUUUGUACAUAAUUAUCAAUAGGCUACGUGAUGUAACAACAUAAUGAUAACAUCUGGAGAAGCAACAUCUUUUCCCUAUAAAAAUAUUUUUCAAGCUAUUGUAAGAAAGAAGAGAAAAUAAAUGAGGUAGUAUCCCUUUAAAAUGACUAAGAGACCAGGGGAGAGAAACGUCUUUCAAAGGACAGUGUUGUUUUGUCCAGGAGAUCAGAGAUCUAGAGAGUGCUCAGAAUUAGGGCCUGGCAUUUGGAAUCAUAGAAUUUAUCAUUACAGGAACAACUUUUUUUAGAUUGGUUCUAUUGCCUUCAUCCUGUACUUCUGAAAGAAAUGCAAGAAUGUGUUCCAGAGUUGAAUAUACUGUAUGGGAUUAGAGAAAGGCAAAAUGUGGAAGAAACCAUAGAGUUGGUUUUACAAAACUAAAGGGUUGUGAUUACUUGGAACAGGGCUCCAAUCUGUGUCAGCAGUAUGUGGCUCAGCCUCCGCUACCCAUUGGGUUAUACAUCUGUAAGUAUGUACCAGUAACUUGUCCAAAGACAAAAAUCAUACUUAUUAGAAGAAAGUUACAAUUUCAUAAACAACAAAAAUUAGAGCAAAGAGAGUACAACAUGUUUGCAAAGUCAUGUGUUUUCUUUCUUUCUCAAUAAAGGAAAAAUAAUUUUAUCACCUGCUUAAUGAUCCACCAGGAACUAAAAGAGAUCCUAUUUUCUAACAAGGUGUAUCUAGUAGGGGGAAAGCCACCACAAUAAAUAUAUUUGUUGAUAGUUUUUAAAGUUCUGUUCACUUUGCCUUAUUGUGUUUUGUUUUUAAUUUGAAAACUUGUUAUUCUUAUUUAAGAGAUUUAUGAAUUAACGAAAGAAAAU